Molecule: messenger RNA, 1068 nt
Organism: Mollisia scopiformis
Lineage: Eukaryota; Fungi; Ascomycota; Leotiomycetes; Helotiales; Mollisiaceae
Exons: 3
Coding region: 108-980 (290 amino acids)
Source: RefSeq, a predicted model, not a curated record
ACCUUCGUGCUGCAAAGCCGGGUGCGGGAGAGAGAGCAUCAUCGUCGGGGCAGUAUUCUUAAAGAUCCUACAAAAGCUACACCAAAAAAGAAGACCCCCAGCUCUAUAUGCGCGUCAACCACAAAAUGGUCAUGCAAGCGUCACCCGUCUUCAAAACUAUGCUCAAACACACCUUCCUAGAAGGCAACACGCUCUACAAUACGGGACGAGUCGAGGUCCCGCUGCCAGAAGACGAUCCUAUUCCAUUCGGCGUGCUGAUGGACAUCAUUCACGGACGAGACCGCUGGUCUCGCGUUCCCCGACAAGUCGACCUCGCGUUCCUCACUCGGUUAUCUAUCUUAGUCGACAAGUAUGAACUUUUGCAAGCCGUGUCGCCCUUUGUGCGGGAAUGGUUCGAGAAUCUCCGGUUAGAUAUCCCGCAGGCGUUUGGGCCCGAUAUCACGCAUUGGCUGUGCGUGUCCUGGGUCUUUCGACGGCCGGAUGAGUUUAAUCACGUGACGAGGAUUGCGGAGCGGGAGAGCAAUGGGAUGGAUCUUGAUUCGUAUUCGGGGGAAUUGAAGGAGGAUCUUCCGAUUCCGCAGAGAGUAUUAGAAGAAAUUUCCCGGCGCCGCGAAACUGCUAUCCGGCGCUCCUACGAAGUACUAGAUCGCAAUAUCGACAUGCUUCAAUCCGGCUCACCACGCUGCACUUCCACGCGGCACGAGCCUCACCGCUUUACCUGCGACGCCGUCCUCCUUGGCUCACUCCUGGAAUCCUCUUCCAAGUUAGGCAUUUGGCCACCGCCGGAAGCACCGUAUUUCGAAGUCACGUUUAAGAAUCUGAUGGCGGAUAUCAAUCAGAUUAAUUUGACGAGCUUUUGUACGAAGAUGGGGUAUACGAAUCAGAGCUCUAAUUCGCAUGGGAUGAAGACGGAGAUUAAUGCUGCGUUGGGGAAGGUGAGGAAUAGGUUGAGUGGAUUGAAUAUGAGGGAUUUUGAGUGAAGGAUGGAAUGGUGGAGGUUGUUUUUCGCUUCUGUUUGGAUGUGAAUAGGGAUUGGAUUCAUUCUUCACACUGGAUAUGCAUUUGCAU